CGUCAUCCGUUUCCGAUCCGAUCGAGGAAAUUGCGUGUACUCGAUCGAGCGAGAAAGGAUCGUUAAUUUUCGUUGGGAAAUCUGCCGGCAAAGAUCAGGUUCGAGGGCGCGACGGUGACCGAAAUUCGAUCGAACUCUAACCUGCCGUUUGUACGUCACCCGCUGUCCUGACGUUUCCAACGACGACCUUGUGAACUCGCUCGCGUCUCUGUGUGCGUGUGUUUACGCGUAGUACGUUUGUGUGCAACCGGCGACUCGCCGCGAGUUCCUGUCGAGUCGGUAUCGCAUUUUUUUUACGUCGCAAAAUCGUUUCGUUGACGUUCCGUUCUUGGAGUACAGUUUUUUGGGGCCGCAAGCAGAUAGCGAAGCGAUUUCGAUAAUACGCGAUAACUUUUCGAUAGUCCAAUUGAUCGAUAGUCCAAAGCUCAAUUAUUACUUAUUUAAACAGAAUCGCCAAAAUAAAGCAUUCCUAGUCAGUAGAAGUUUUGCGCGACUUCUGUGAGAUUUUCACAGAAAUGGAAGAGAAAGGAAGAGACAGUUGGCAGUAAUUGACACAAAUAUUAAAUCGCAAUUGCAAUGCGGGUACAGUACAGCUGCACUGGCGAAGGUCAAUUGCCUUAAGCCCAUAUCACACUACGGUGAUUGAGAAUUCCGAAUUGUGUGAAAAUUCACUUUAAAAUUUAAAAUUGUAAAUAAUUACAAUCCUUAAUUCGUAAUCUUUUUAAUGCAUAGUAUGAUCUGAUAAAGACUUUACUCUUUAUUCUCUUAAUUUAGAUGAAGAUUGUAGGCGAAUAAAGAUAGACAUCAGUUUCUCUCUGCGGUUUAAAAUAACGCAAAAAUUAAAAUAAAUACGAGUUUGAUUGACGGUGUUAGGAGAGAAGGGGUUUCAGAUUAAACGUUUGUUGAAUCUUGCCAAAGUCACGAGUCGUUUUCGCGGGACUUCUGUUCCUUUUCAUUUCAAUCUGACGUUUGAGUUGAAUGCGAAAUCAGACGUCGCGCCGGCUUUUAGCCGUAAACACACGUCGCUAAGUAUGAACAAGAAUCCACCGUGAGUUGGAUCGAUAAACCGGUUUACCGAAGGUUUCCGUGAAGUUCCAAGAACUUUUGUUAUACAUCUUCGCCACGCUUCCGCGCUUUCAUCGAUCGCAAAAAUAAGCGAAGUACUCCGGCGAGGAGGUCGAUGAACCAAUCAGAGCGCUCGAUCGGCUCUAGUUUUUCCUCUCCUUUUCUCUUUCUCUUUCUCUCUUCACGACUUUAGCCUACUUUUUCUGUUUUAUGCCCGCCGCUAUAACUUAAAUAGAACGAACGGAAGUGCGUUCCGGGGGAGGAUUAAAUCGCGAAUGACAUAAAUAUUGGGGUAAUUUCGAGAUACCCCGUGGAGAGCAGAUUGCGCAAGACCGUUAGCAAGAAUUAGCGACAGUCUCUUAAUUAGCGCGCUAAGUUUCCAACAAUUUCGUUCGGUUACAGCUGUACAUGAAUAUAUACUGUGGAGAAAGUCUUGAUUAAAUUCGAUCAACAAUGAUUAUCAGUAUUGCCUGUAAAUAAAUAAAUUAAUUAAUAAUAAUUAUUAUUAUAUAUAUUUGUUUAUAUGCAAUCCUUCUAAAAUUCUUGGUAGAUUUGUUGAAAGAUAUUUUACAAUACCAGCUUAAAGUUAUAGAAAUGGAAAAAUUGCAGAUUUUGUUUUAUUCAUUAAUUUUUUUAAUUAAUGAGAAAUUUUGGUCAUAAAAUUUGGCUUAUAAUAGUUAUGUAGUAAAAAUAUAGUAAGAAUGACCAUAUUUUGCCGCAGCUGUUUUAAAUAGAAAACUUUUCAACAGAUAAGUAGAUCCGAAUGAAAUCUUGUACGAUUAUUUAUUAGAAAUUUUAUUAGCAGUUUUAUCAGAGUUUUAUUAGCAUAUGUAAAAUCUUCGAUUUAGCUCGUGAUAUGCUGCUUCCUCAUCAAACUUGUAAAUAAAUGGUAUAAUUUACAUGAGAAUCAAGAUGAAACAAAAAAUUAAAUAAAUUUGAAAUUAAUAAGAGAGUUAUACUUAUGUAUACAUUUUACAUAGAUACCUAAAGGCAAUAAUAAAACAAUUUAAGAAAAAAAGUUUAUUUUUGUAUAAUGAGAGAUGUGAGAUAUCCUUAAAUAUUGCCACUGGAGUGCCUCUGGUUUUUUAUUAAAAAAUUUUUUCCUUCUUUUUUUCUCUUGAUUAUGAAUUUCUAAUGCAUAGAAUCGCAACAUCAAGUUAUACUUCACGAUGGAGAACCAAGGCCACCUGUCCGUUCCCUCUUUUCCUUUCCUCUUCUCCCUCUCUUUCUGCUCCUUCCUCUUGCCCCCUCACACCUCUGGUUUCCUGCUCAGGUAGAGCAAGAACAGCGUCUCGAUUUCUCUGUAAACGUGGUGGCGUCCUCCUCGCGAUCGACAACAUCGACGUCGUUCUCGAGAACGCAGCUGUUAGUCGUGUGUGCACGUCGAUACACGUGGUCGCGUCUUGUGAAACCGUCACGAAUUGCAUUAAAUUAAUUAUGCAUCGCGACAUAAAUCUGAAACUCGAUCUUGUUGGAAGGAAAGCUGAUCGUGCGAAGAUCAUGAAAGGCAACAUGGCGAAUCCUGAACAAUCUGUAGAUGCAAAGUCUAUCCAACCACGCGGGAAAGUGCCAAUCUGCCAGGAGCAUAGCGAGGAGAAUUGCCCGAGCGAGAAUGAACGCGAGUUCGAGUCGCUGGAGUACGAGGAGGAUGCAUAUUAUUCGAAGCUGACAACGACGCCGAGCUUCGACGACAUCGACGAACUGGGCGACGAAGAGGUAGACGAGCUAGUGGUCCACUGCUGGCGCGACUCCAACGGCGACAUCGACGAGAUUGUCGUGGACGACGGCAACCUGUCCUUAGAAACGGAGUUUCUGCAGGAAGGAUCACAUGAUGGGCGCAAGAGGAAGAAGAAGCGAUCGAUCCGCGUGAUCUUCCAGGAUUUCUCCAAACCCUACCUCGCCAAAAUCAGCAAUAGUCAAAAUUAUAAAAAGUUCCUCGAGCUGAUAAAAGGAGAAGACGCCUCGCUCCACUCGGGUGGCUCUCUAUCUCCAUCGUCGGAUAACAUAGCGAAUGAGCUUCAAGGACUUACUUUGGAGCAGCAAGAACAACAGAGGGCCGAAUGGAGUGCCGAAUUAGCAAAGGUCGAAGAAGAGAUACAGACUCUGAGACACGUUCUCGCCAAUAAGGUCAAGGUUUCACAGGAUCUUAAAAGGAAACUUGGCAUUAGUGUCUGGAAGGAACUCACUGACGAUGUUAAUCAAGGACUCAAGAACGUUAAAGAAAGUCAUGUUUAUCAGUACAUUGGCGAGACAUUCGGUCACUUAACUAGGACAAUCUCCGCGAACAGUUUAUACCAAAAGACGGAAUCUGUAUUGAAAUCUACGGCUGAGAAAACGACAAGUAUUCUGGGUGGUUUUGGUAGUGGUAUUACUAUGAAAUUGGGCCAGAUGCGCAAUUCUGACAGCUUUCGAUCGCUAGAGGAAAGGGUUGGAUCCGCCUGUGAGAAUAUCAAGACGAAAGUCGUCCCUUCGAGGUCCGGCUCGACGCAGAGUUUCGACGAGGCGCUUCGGGAGUCAGAAGCAAUGAGGCGCGCAUCCGCAGGUCCGACAGCCACUAGUCCGACCAUUCCUGAGGACAAGAUGCUCUCUUAGAGCCCAAAACCGCGCGAAAUCUGCACGUCUCCUUCGCGCGAUACAAAAUGUUGAGACCGCGCUAUAAUUAUUACUGUGUUCGUCUAUUGCAAGCGCUUUAGCGAGCCAAAUGGCGUAUCCGUGCGGGUCGGAGUUUUUCGGUACUUUGUUCAAUCGAGACUUCGACCACGAACACGUUCAAGUACUAUCCUAUUCUCUAUCCAAUAAAAGUAUAUAUUUUUCUUGCACGUCAUUCCCACGUCUUUUCCCUCGCAGGAUCGCCUCUUUCUCCGGGUCACUGUCAGGACAUCCUUAAUGGAAAGUGACCCAUACAAUUUUUAUACUUGAUACUAAAGAGCGCGUACUCGACAAUGAGAUCUUUUCCAAACAAUGGAAUGCCUUUUAAAAUUCUUUUAUAAUUAAUUGUGAUUUGUAAAUACAAAUAAAAUAUAUUUGAGGCUCGAAUCGGAACUGAUUAUUUAUAUGCCGCGAAAAACUCCAUUUUUAAUAAUAAAAUUGACAAUAAAACCGCGAAAAA
Molecule: messenger RNA, 4174 nt
Organism: Monomorium pharaonis (pharaoh ant)
Lineage: Eukaryota; Metazoa; Arthropoda; Insecta; Hymenoptera; Formicidae
Product: tumor protein D54
Exons: 7
Coding region: 2200-3657 (485 amino acids)
Cellular component (GO): cytoplasm
Source: RefSeq, a predicted model, not a curated record